Fusarium venenatum is the source of this 912-nucleotide messenger RNA. RefSeq lists its product as uncharacterized. Lineage: Eukaryota; Fungi; Ascomycota; Sordariomycetes; Hypocreales; Nectriaceae. Gene Ontology annotation, molecular function: oxidoreductase activity, acting on the CH-OH group of donors, NAD or NADP as acceptor. The record is from RefSeq and is a predicted model, not a curated record.
AUGGCUACUCAUCGACCGUACGACUCAAAACUUGGAAUAGUGACUGGAGGUUCACGAGGUAUUGGUGCAGCAGUUGCUGCAAGAUUGGCCGCUAAAGGAUGUAAUCUCCUCCUCGUCUACACUUCCGAGUCAUCCACAGAACCGACAAAGAAGCUAUGCAGUGAGCUCUCGUCCUCACACAACAUUCAAUGCUCUUCAGUGCAGGCCGACCUAGGCAGUCCUUCUGAGGCCGAACCUAAGAUUAUCGACGCUGCAAAGUCGUUCCAUGCUUCGUAUAGCUCAAACAAACCCUUCCAAAUCGAUAUUCUGAUCAACAAUGCUGGCGUCUCUUCUAAUCAGCAUAUGAAUGACACUAAGCAAGGGGCUAUCGACGAACUCGAAUUUCAUCGCGUCUACAACGUCAACGUUUUGGCUCCUCUCCUCUUAACUCAAGCAGUUGCCCCGCAUCUUCCCACCAACCGCAGCGGACGUAUCGUAAACGUCUCUAGUGUUUCUUCGUCUAUCGGGUACCAGGGCCAAUCGGUCUAUGCCGGAAGUAAAGCAGCUUUGGAAGCCAUGACACGGACCUGGAGUCGUGAGCUAGCUACUCGUGCUACCGUCAACGCUGUAAAUCCUGGACCGGCCUGGGGCGACAUGUACGCAGCCGCCGGACAAGCUUUCUGGGAUAUCAACCAGCCUUAUGUUGAUGUAGCUCCCUUGGCUCAGUAUGACGGUGAACCAGAGAUAUUGGCCAAGGCAGGGUCCGACGCCGAGCGAUUCGAUCGGAUAGUACGCGAGUCAAUGGGUGGGCGAAGGCCAGGAUUUACGUCUGAAAUCGCUGGCACAAUUGACAUGCUAUGUUCGGAAGAGAGUGGCUGGACGACUGGUAGCGUCAUCUGUGCUAAUGGUGGAAUGAAAAUGUCAAUCUCUUAG